Molecule: messenger RNA, 1074 nt
Organism: Acanthosepion pharaonis
Lineage: Eukaryota; Metazoa; Mollusca; Cephalopoda; Sepiida; Sepiidae
Source: the annotation of a GenBank genome assembly
AUGUAUCUAUCUACCUCAGCCUGUUCAUUAUCUAUCUAUCUAUCUAUCUAUCUAUCUAUCUAUCUAUCUAUCUAUCUAUGUUCAUACAUAUCUAAAUAUGUAUCUAUGUAUCUAUCUCAGUCUAAUCAUAUAUAUCUGCCUAUAUCUGUCUCUUCAUAUCUAUCUAUAAUCUAUCUACUUCAGUCUGUUCAUUUCUAUCUAUCUAUCUAUCUAUCUAUCUAUCUAUCUAUCUAUCUAUCUAUCUAUCUGUCUAUGGUACAUUUCUAUCUAUCUAUCUAUCUAUCUAUCUAUCUAUCUAUCUAUCUAUCUAUCUAUUUGUUGAUAUUUUAUAAAACGAAACCCAAACCAAACCAAACCUCUUCGAUACUUGUUUUUAAUAUUUCUUCCUUUCCUUCUUGUAAUCUUCUUUUUUCUUUCUCUCAUAUUUCUUUACUUUUCUUGUUCUUUUUUACUUUUAUUCUAUUCUUAUUUUUACCUGUUCAUAUCUCGUUCUUUGUUCUUUCGUUAAUCCAUAUUCUUUUUCCAUCUACUUCUUUAUUUAUCUGUUUCUUGUUUUUUGUUUUUCUUUCUUUUAUUUUUUCUUUGUGUCAUUUGUUAUUUAUUCUUGCUUUAUUCUUGUUCUUUUCUCUUCUUCUUUUCAUUGAAAAUCGUCCUCCUUAUUUUCUUUUUUCUUUCUUCUUCUAUAUUUAUUUCUUUAUUAUGUCUUUAUUUCUCCUGCAUUUGUCUUUUAUUCUUCCAUUAUUCUUUUUUCUUUUAUUAAUUGAUUAUUUACUUCGUUUUACUUUUUCUUUCCUUCAUUUUUUUAAUAUCUCUUUCCCCUUUUUUUUUAUUCUUGUUUCCUUUUUUUCAGUUGUCUUUCAUUCUUUCUUUAAUCUAACCCUUUUCUUUUCUUUAUUCUCUUUCAUUUCCCUACCUUUCAUUUCCCGUGGACAUAACAUCGUCUCUUGUGGCCACACGAAUAUCUAUCUAUCUAUCUAUCUAUCUAUCUAUCUAUCUAUCUAUUAUUACCUGAAAAUCCCUCACAACACUUUCUACUUUCUGUAUCUCUCACUGUCGAUCUAUCAUUCUCUGUAA